Molecule: messenger RNA, 1019 nt
Organism: Camellia sinensis
Lineage: Eukaryota; Viridiplantae; Streptophyta; Magnoliopsida; Ericales; Theaceae
Source: RefSeq, a predicted model, not a curated record
CAUGCGCCAAGAAUCCACUCAGUCCAUUAAUGACUUCCUUUCUCAAAUGUACUCUGUUUGGGAUCAGCUUGCUCUUUCAGAACCAACUUGGCAUACCCCCGAAGAUGCUGUUUUAUUUACUAUCUAUCGCAACCAGCAAAGGUUGGUGCAUUUUCUUAUGGCUCUUACUUCCUCCUUUGAGCCCGUACGUGCCUCUCUGCUUCAUCGCCAUCCAUUGCCCACUCUUGAACAAGCAAUUUCUGAGUUGCUAUCAGAGGAGACGCGUCUCGGUACUCUUCAAACUCAUCAUGUGGACUCUGUUCUGGCCACUCCUCCGUACCGGCCAUCAUUUACCCAACGGACCACUGCUUGCCUCUAUUGUCAGAAUCGGGGUCUUCCUUCAACCCAUCUCCUGGUCAAUUGCCCCGUCAGAUCCUGCCGCUACUGCAACAAACUUGGUCCUGGUCAUCUGCAACAGGAUUGUUUUCGCAAUCCAUCCCGAUCAUCCUCCAAUAGCCACUCCUCUCGCGGUGGCUCUUCCCGGGGAAGUUUUCAUCGUUCCAGCAACCAGUCUCAUCACACUGCUACUUCUGCUUCCGGGAAUCAGUCUUAUCACACUGCUGCUGCUGCUUCCGGGAAUCAGUCUCAUCACACUGAUGCUGUCACCUCUGCGGGGUUCUCUGAGUCACCUGCUCCAUCUACCCCUCGCUUUUCUCCAACGGAUGUAGAGGCCAUGCUCAAACAACUUCUCUCCCCAUCUGGUACACCUCCUCCUACUGCUUUGUCUGUAAUCCCAGGACCCUCAGACGGGGCAGACUAUUGGGAUCGGCCGUAAGCGUGGACGUCGCUAUGAACUCAUUCACCUUCAUGUUCCUGCCUCUCCUCAGAUUGCUGCUCCUACAUCUACUUCCUUAUUAUCUCCCUUUCAUCUUUGGCAUUGUCGCUUAGGGCAUAUUUCUGUUAAUCGCUUAAGGUCUUUGGUUUCUAGUGGACAGUUGGGUCAUGUAAUUCCCGAUAAUUUCGAUUGUAUACCCUGUCAA